AAGAGAAGUAUUAUUGCAUCCACUGUAAAGUGGCUGGUCAUUCACUAGAGAGAUGUAACAAGGGUUAGUGGAACUAAACCCAACAUGCACACACACUGGUAUGUAUGGACAUAGUUUAGAAGCAUGCUACAAGUUGCACAGUUGCCCUAAGGGAUACAAGAAUUGAGGGAAAGGGAGAGAAACAGUGGUAAACCAGAUCUCUGGAAUUGAAGAAAAUGAAACUGGUGAGGCUGGAAUCUGCAACAUGAUUACCCAAGAGCAGUAUACCCAAUUGUUGGCAUUGCUCCAGCAAAACAGCGCCAUGGUCAAUAUGGUGCAGGCUCGAGCCUCAAGCUGCACUGAGGCAAAUCUGCCUGGCUUUUCAGGUAAGUGUUUUUUCCUAAUAAUAUAUGUGUUGUUGAAUAAGAGGGAUUGGAGACGGUCCCCUAGAUAACUGACACUAGUGUUUCAGACCACAUAGUAUGCACACCUGAUUUAUACACAAAAGACACGGUAAGUGUCACCUAUACAGUAGGGUUACCGAGUGAUGAGAGAAUUAAAGUUGUUUGCACAAGAACUGUGAAAAUCUCAGAGGACUUGGUCCUCAACAAUGUGCCAGGUGUGCCAAGUUUCAAUUUCAAUCUGAUAUCGACCAAGAGACUAACCAAGGAUUCACAGUGUUGCUUGAUUUUCUCAUCUGAAAUUUGUGUGAUACAAGGUCUUUAAACAUGGAACGGGAUUGGAGUGGGUAAAUAAAAGCGUGGAUUGUACACUUCGCAGCAAAAGAGGGACAACUUUUGCAACAAGGUCUAAUAGGUGUUGCAACCCAAGAGGGUGGGUGGAUUAAGAACAGAUUUUCAAUUGUGGCAUCACCGACUAGGACACUCAAUGUUACCCAGAAUAGGUCUUUUUUUGAAAAUGCUCAAAUAUAUAAAACAUGAACUUUGUGAUGUAUGUCCCUUAGCUAAGUUGAAUAGAUUACCUUUCGGUAUUAGUGAAUAUAAAUCAGAACAUUAUUUUGAGCUGAUUCAUUGUGAUAUUUGAGGACUUGCAAUGAGGUCUCCUAUGAGAGAUAUAGAUAUAGAUAUUUUUUGUCUGUUGUUGAUGGUUACAGUAGGUGCACAUAGGUCUUUUUGCAAAAAAAGAAAACAAGUCAAAAGCAGGGCCAGGACUUUCAGAACUUUUAUGCAUGGGUGGAAACUCAGUUUGGAAGGAAGAUUAAAACAGUAAGGAGUGACAAUGGUAAGGAAUUUCUCAUGCAUGAUUUCUAUUUAAGAAAAGGAAUUGCGCACCAAACAAGCUGUGUUGAGACGCCUCAACAGAAUGGGAAAAUGGAAAGGAAACAUCAACAGAUCUUGAAUAUGGCUAGGACACUUAAAUUUCAAAGUAGUUUAGGAUUAAAGUAUUGGAGUGAUUUCAUACUAACAGCUGUGUAAAUUAUCAAUAGGGUUCCCUCCUCUGUGAUCCAUAGUAAAACACCAUAUGAGAAGGUAUAUAAGAAGAAGCCAUCUUACAGUCACAUGAGGAUAUUUGGUUGCCUUGCAUUUGCUUCUACCUCAACAAACAACCAGCACAAAUUUGAUCCAAGAGCAAAGAAAUGUGUUUUUUGGUUAUCCCCAUGGAACUAAGGGGUGCAAGCUGUUUGACAUGGAGAAUGGUAAGACACUUAUAUCUAGGAAUGUUAUAUUCUCUGAGUGGAUGAUGCCUUUCAAAAGAAAAAAAAUCUGAAGAGUUGACUGCAGGGGACCAGAAUCAGAUAACUGCAGAACUGGACAUGAAUAGGGAUAUCAGACCUAUUAAUGAGGUAAAUAGCAAAAUUCGAAGAGGCAAAAAUGCAGAAAGGGAAACAGAAGAAAUGUAAACAGAAUCAAACGGAGACAACGAUAAUACAGAAGAAAAUGAAAUGAAUGAAGAGGAAGAACCUACUGUGGAGGAGAUGGAAUAACCAUCACGGCUGAGAAGGUCAAGCAGGGAAAGGAGACAACCUAUAUGGAUGAAAGACUAUGUCUUGGAAAAGGCCAUGAAUGUGACUGGAAAUCAGAGAGUAAAAAAGGAAUCAAAACUAUAGAAGGUAAAGCUGUUCCUUUAUCUUUAUGCAUGAGUUACAAUAAACUAAAUACUAUAAAUAGAAAAUUUGUACUUAUAGUGGAUGCACAACAAGAGCCCAAGAGCUAUCAAGAAGCAUGCUGAGACAAUGAAUGGGUCAAUGCAAUGAAGAAUGGAACAGAAGCACUAGAGAGAAAUGAGACCUGGAUCAUCACAGACCUGCCAACCAACAAAAGGUGGUUGGGUGCAAGUGGGUGUACAAAAUCAAAUAUAAUGCAGAUGGAACAGUGGAAAGAUUAAAGGCCGGACUUGUUACGAAAGGAUACACACAAAAGGAGGCCCUAGACUAUCAUGAAAUGUUCUUUCCAGUGGCUAAAAUCACCACAGUAAGGUUAAUGCUUUCUUUGGCAGCAACAAAAGGGUGGCACCUGAGGCAGUUUGAUGUCAACAAUGCAUUUCUACAUGGGAAUUUGGAUGAGGAAGUGUACAUGGAGCUGCCACCCGGGUACCAAAUCACAGAAAAUUCAAAGUUCGACAGAAAGAAAGCUCUUGAACGGCUGCUAGGAUGUGAUUUCUUCGUUCAGAGUCAGAAGUCAACCACGCUGCCCAACCAGUUGCCAGUCGUGAUGUUCACACCUCUUCCUCUUCGAUUGAUAUUUGGACUUUUGGCACGGUGCGUCGUUGUCUGCAGCUCUUUCGGGUGUCCCUUGCUUUCUCUUCCAGCGUUUCCCUAUCAAUUAGGGUUUUUGGAGCUGAUGGGAGAGGAGUUUAAAUACUCUUGCCUACAAGAUUCUGAUCAUCCGAUCGGGUUGACAUGACACUUGAAGGGUCGUUCGAUCACAAACAUGCGGAUUGCUAAUAUGUGAUCCUGCUCAGACUCCCUACUAGCGUGGCCACCACACAGCGUGACCCGAUUGGCGAGCUGCCACAUGGAUUUUCCUACGUGGCCCACUUUUCUGAAAUUAAAAAAUGAUCUUUAGUCACUUAAAAUCUUUUUAAAUUGGUCUUUUUUAAUUCGAAAAAGGGGAUAACUUCGAAAUUUUUUUUCAAAGAAGUCAUAAUUUAAUAAUUUUAAUACAUUUGCAUUUCUUGGUGGAUUUUGUAAUUUUUGAUUUAAUUAAU
Messenger RNA from Carica papaya (papaya), 3147 nucleotides. NCBI's taxonomy places the organism in Eukaryota, Viridiplantae, Streptophyta, Magnoliopsida, Brassicales, Caricaceae. The record is from RefSeq and is a predicted model, not a curated record.